CGCUGUAAGCCGCGGGCGCAGAGGAGCUGGGGGUUCUUGCCAGGGAGUCCGCAAGACUCAACGCGGCCGCCCGGAGCAGCGCAGGGGGCGGGCGCGGGCAGGGCCGGCUUUUCUGUCGGAGGACGCAGGCCCGCGCGCCGCGCCUUUAAAGCGCCGAGCCGAGCGGGUUGCAGGGGCUGAGAGCUGCGCCCGCACGAGAGCUGCCGCGCGACCAGAGCCCGGGGCUGGGGUCCGAGGGCGGGGAUCGCGGACGGGCUGCGGGACCCAGACGGCUGAAGACCGGUCAGAUUUCUUCUUUGACCUCCUUCAAGCCUAAGCCUGGGUCAUUAUCUGAAAUGCCCUGCCCUUUGUGCACAUUGAAAUCGCCAGUGCAGAUUGCUUAAUUGGGGGAGGUGACCUGAACAAGAGGCGGGCUAUAAAGCCAUGGGAUUUUUGUAUUUUGCCUGGGAGAUACACCUCCAUUGAAAAUCUCAUUCUCAGCUUCUGCCAGAGCCUGUAGCAACUGGGAGAAAAAGACUGUGCUCUUUGAAAAGUGUCAGCCAGCCUUAAACGGCAGGAUGGAUCUUGACGUGGUUAACAUGUUUGUGAUCGCGGGUGGGACCCUAGCCAUCCCAAUCCUCGCAUUUGUAGCCUCCUUUCUCCUGUGGCCUUCAGCGCUGAUAAGAAUCUAUUAUUGGUACUGGCGGAGGACGUUGGGUAUGCAGGUCUGCUAUGUUCACCAUGGAGACUAUCAGUUCUGUUAUUCCUUCCGGGGCAGGCCUGGGCACAAACCCUCCAUCCUCAUGCUCCAUGGGUUCUCUGCACACAAGGAUAUGUGGCUCAGCGUGGUCAAGUUCCUUCCAAAGAACCUGCACGUGGUCUGUGUGGACAUGCCAGGACAUGAGGGCACCACCCGCUCCUCCAUGGAUGACCUGUCCAUAGACGGACAAGUCAAGAGGAUACGCCAGUUUGUAGAAUGCCUCAAGCUGAACAAAAAACCCUUCCACCUGGUAGGCACCUCCAUGGGCGGCCAUGUGGCUGGGGUAUAUGCUGCGUACUACCCAUCGGACAUCUGCAGCCUGUCUCUUGUGUGCCCCGCUGGCAUGCAGUACUCGACUGAUAAUCAAUUUGUACAACGGCUCAAAGAACUGCAGAACUCGGCCGCCGUAGAGAAGAUUCCCUUGAUCCCGUCCACCCCAGAAGAGAUGAGUGAAAUGCUCCAGCUCUGCUCCUAUGUCCGUUUCAAGGUGCCCCAGCAGAUCUUGCAAGGCCUUGUUGAUGUCCGCAUCCCUCAUAAUGACUUCUACCGAAAGCUGUUUCUGGAAAUUGUCAGUGAGAAGUCGAGACAUGCUCUCCAUGAGCACAUGGACAAGAUCAAGGUGCCGACGCAGAUCAUCUGGGGGAAACAAGACAAGGUCCUCGAUGUGUCUGGGGCAGACAUGUUGGCCAGGUCAAUCGCCAACUGCCAGGUGGAACUUCUGGAAAACUGUGGGCACUCGGUGGUGAUGGAGAGACCCAGGAAGACAGCCAAGCUCAUCGUCGACUUUCUAGCUUCUGUGCACAACGCAGACAACAAGAAGCUGGACUGAGCCCCCACCUGCACCUUGCGUCUUGCACACAGCGUCCACUCCCACCUCCAGACUCUGACGCAGCCACCACUUCUCAGGGAUCCUGCCCCCAAUGUGGCCGGAGCGCCAGUGUCCCUGAGGAAGCUGGGCUUCCCUCCCCAGUAUCUGCUGUUCCACAGAGCUUCAGGGGCCAUAAGGAAACCUCCAAGAUGUUUUUCACAAAGUGGAAACUCAUAUGAAACAAAAGGAUAAAACCCAGCCGUGAGCUCUACCAAGAAGUCUUCAAUCUCAUAUCACUGUCAAGCUUGUGCAAAGCAGCCACCUUGGAUCAUAAUCAUAAAGGACGCUCUCUUGAAGAUUUCCUUAACAGUCCGAUACACGAGGUACUUCUGUUGCCUCACAUGUACUCCCCUGCAUGGUCAGUGGCCAUUAUAGAAAUAUUCGUGCCCAUUCGCUGAGCCCCUCUUGUCUAUGUCUAAUUCAAGUUUUACAUAGAAACUCACGUAUGAACACAGCCCCUCAGCAGCAAGACCAGGGAGGAACAUGGUGAGCUGCAGGAAAUGUUAACAGGCACCAGAGGGGUUCCUUCCGCCUCGUCCAGCCCUGGGAGCUGCUGGAGCAGCAGGGACCCUAGGUGGUUGGUUCAUUCAGCACCCAGAUAUGUCACGAGCGAACCCAGAACAGUCGCAGUACAAAGGACACCUGGCAGGGUGGGUUUCCUGGGGAUAAUUUAUUAUUUUAAAAAAUAGGACUAAUAAAGCAAUAAUGUUUUAGCCAUCCAUCUAAAUGAUCAAAUUCGGGUUCCACACCCAAGCAACUCAUGGGCCUCUUUUCUAUUUUGCUGUGCUCCUGAAAACCCUUGGAUGUAAAAUAACUAAUUUGUUAAUGAAUUCUGUGAAUUCCGUGAACAGUAAUGUGAUUGAAAAUAAGUCUAAACAGCUGUAAAAGUGACCAAAAUGACAUGAAAUAAAUGUAGUAAGUCUGGA
Messenger RNA from Choloepus didactylus (southern two-toed sloth), 2533 nucleotides. RefSeq names its product abhydrolase domain containing 6, acylglycerol lipase (gene ABHD6). The transcript has 11 exons. The record is from RefSeq and is a predicted model, not a curated record. Gene Ontology annotation, molecular function: catalytic activity. The coding region runs from base 558 to 1568 and encodes 336 amino acids. Lineage: Eukaryota; Metazoa; Chordata; Mammalia; Pilosa; Megalonychidae.